AUGGUCAUCAAGGACAAAAGACAGUCUCUGCAGCAACGGAAUAUGCUGUUAAAUAUGAGACUCAAUUCUUCUAAUCCUAAUUUAUCUAACCAUUCUACCGCUGCAACUGCAGUGGCUGGGAAUAACAAGAUUCUCAAAAAUAACAAUACAAGCGCUCUCAACAUAAUGAGCAAUGCAACCUCAUCUAGUGCCAAUAACGGUUCUGGUAUCAAUAAAAAAAAUGAGCUCAAGAAUAAAUUAUGGAGAAUGUCAUUUUCACCAAAGAGUAAACCCAUGACUUCUACUAAAAAUACAACCUUGAUAGGUGCAGGGUCUAAACGCAGUCCAGUGGCAUUUGUUGGUUCCUAUCCUAUGAAGGAUUUAAAAUUUUGUGAUUUUGAAAUUGGAAAAAAGUUGGGUAAAGGAAAAUUUGGUAAAGUUUACUGCUGUAGACACAUUAAAACGGGGUUCAUAUGUGCAAUUAAAAUUAUGGAUAAAUCGGAGAUUUUGACUUACAAUGUGACCAAACAAUUUAGAAAUGAAAUUGAAAUUCAGAGCAAUUUAAAUCAUGAGAACUUAACUAAGUUAUAUGGGUUCUUUCACGAUUCAAAAAGGGUUUAUCUAAUCAUGGAAUAUAUUUAUAAUGGCGAAUUAUAUUCAAUAUUGAAAAAAAACGGACCCUUUAACGAUAUCGUUGCAUCGAAUUUUGUUUUCCAAUUAACUAAUGCAAUUCGCUAUUUACAUAAAAAGAGGAUUAUUCAUAGAGACUUAAAGCCUGAAAAUAUCUUAAUAGAUUUUAAUAAUGUUAUAAAGAUAACAGAUUUCGGUUGGAGUGUGUACAAUGAAGCAGGGAAUAAAAGAAAAACAUUAUGUGGCACAAUAGAUUACUUAUCACCAGAACUUAUCAAUUCAAAAGAAUAUGAUGGAUUAAUAGAUGUAUGGGCGUUAGGGAUUAUAGCUUACGAAUUGAUCGUAGGGACCCCUCCAUUCGAAGAAGAUACAAAAGAAUUGACUUAUAAAAGAAUCAAAAAUUGUGACUUGAAUUUCCCGGCCCAUGUAUCCCAAGAUGCAAAAAAUCUGAUAUCAAGUCUAUUAAAAUUAAAUCCAUCAGAAAGAAUUACAUUAACCGAUGUAUUAAAACAUCCGUGGAUUAAUAAAAAUAAACCUUUUUGGUAA
Tetrapisispora phaffii CBS 4417 is the source of this 1155-nucleotide messenger RNA. RefSeq names its product aurora kinase (gene IPL1). The coding region runs from base 1 to 1155 and encodes 384 amino acids. Gene Ontology annotation, molecular function: protein kinase activity; ATP binding. Gene Ontology annotation, biological process: mitotic spindle organization; protein phosphorylation; regulation of cytokinesis. Gene Ontology annotation, cellular component: spindle pole centrosome; chromosome passenger complex; spindle microtubule. The record is from RefSeq and is a predicted model, not a curated record. The transcript has a single exon. NCBI's taxonomy places the organism in Eukaryota, Fungi, Ascomycota, Saccharomycetes, Saccharomycetales, Saccharomycetaceae.